Molecule: messenger RNA, 843 nt
Organism: Malassezia pachydermatis
Lineage: Eukaryota; Fungi; Basidiomycota; Malasseziomycetes; Malasseziales; Malasseziaceae
Exons: 3
Coding region: 1-843 (280 amino acids)
Source: RefSeq, a predicted model, not a curated record
AUGCUUGGUACUGCGUCUAGUCCUGCAUGGGCGGAUAUUGAGAAGGAUGCAGCAUCAUGGAAUAGUCUUCUGACGUGGGCCCGCGAGCAGCGCGGGCCACAAUGGGAUGCGGGUUCAGGAACUUGGCAAGUACCACGCGAGAGCGCCUUAUACUAUGGACGUACCCAAACGAUGCUUGCAGAAGAACAGGCGGCACAUAAACGGGCAAAAGAGCAGAUUCAGCUUUCACGCAAGCAGUUGCAGCAAGUGAAACUGGCAGCUACGCAGCAUCGCGCUGCUACUGAUCGCCGAGCUGAACGGCUGAAGGAGCGGAUGGCGUCUCUCACGCAAUCGAACUUGAAGGCACUCGUCCCUGACAUCCGUAUCGCAAGCCCUUCCUUUGUGGCACAGGAGCGUCCUGCAGAAACACAAAGUGUGGAAGAGCAGCAAUGCGAGGAAGCUGAUAAGCGUAAUGCUGCUUUGGUGGAAACGACGCAGGCACUGAAACAAUUGGCAUUGGAUGCAUUGACGACAUUACAUGAAGCUGAUAUCCGUCUGAAAAAGAUUUUGGACGUAGAAGCGGAAGCAAGUGAGCCAGUGACUCGCUCUUCCUUCAGUCGAUCGCAGUCACGAGGAGUGGUAGGCGAUUUGGAACUGCAUCAAGUGUUCCCCCCUCUGCGGCCGCUUGUGACCGAAGAUACAGAAGAUACCCACCCAGCACGUCGCUUCUUGACAGCGCUAUCACAAGCUUUGCAAGUGCAUGUAGCUGAUCUUUCUCAGUGGGCAGCUCUGCGGCAUGUCCAGCAUGACCAGUCAUGGGAAGUGGACGCGAAACGACGACGAACCGACAGUACAUCCGUAUGA